Messenger RNA from Triticum turgidum subsp. durum (durum wheat), 558 nucleotides. The record is from the annotation of a GenBank genome assembly. Lineage: Eukaryota; Viridiplantae; Streptophyta; Magnoliopsida; Poales; Poaceae.
AUGGAUGUUCAUGGGGUAUUUAACAUGUCACAAGCUCAAGGGGCGCACAUACAAGAAAACUUUCUGCCUCGAACACUUAGCUCUGUUCAAAUGAAAGAGGCAUCUUCUGAGAAGAAACGGCGUCGCAUGAGAGAACAAUAUGAUCAAAUGACGCCGGAAGAAAAAGAAGUUGUCUUUCAGAGGAAACGUGUGCAUAAGAUGGGAAAACGCCAUGCAUCAUCUGAACAGUCCUACAUUGCUGAGCCAACAGGUGGAUCUGCAGUCCCCUCCCCAAUUACACAUGCCAUUGAUCUUACAUGUUGCCACGGCAAUGGUGAAGAAUCCUAUGAUGCUGGAAUAUUAGAGCCUAUGGAGCCCCCUGCCGAAGUGGACGAAUGCUUGCACGACAGACAGGAUGGGCAACCAGUGUAUGAUGAUGAUGAUGAUGAAUGCAGGAUAUUUACUGGACAAGGUCAUGAGUUUGAAUCAUACAGAGUGACACCUAAUGUUUCACAACAGGCUUUUGCGGCUGAUGAUCCUUAUGACUAUGUCUACAAGAAUCUACCAAUUACCAACUAA